AUGGAUGUUUCAUCAAACCAGCUUUCCGGGAAUCUACCGGACUUCUUCCAUAAUUUUCCAAACUUGACUCAUUUCUCAGCUCAAUCGAAUCGUUUCUCUGGUGGCAUACCUUCGUCACUCUCAAAUUCACCGGUUAUCUCUUUUCUUAAUUUAAGAAACAAUUCAUUCAAUGGUCCGAUUGAAUUUGACUGUUCCAUGAUGACGAACCUCACCUCACUUGAUCUUGGCACGAAUAACUUUUCCGGUUCCAUUCCUGACGACCUUUCUUCUUGCCAGAAUUUAAGAGCUAUGAAUCUCGCCAGAAACAGAUUCCAUGGUGAAAUCCCUGAAACUUUCAAGAAUUUCCGAUCACUUUCUUACCUUUCCCUUUCGAAUUGCAGUUUCAGUAACCUCUCAAACACUCUGAAAAUCCUUCAACACUGUCCAAACUUAACCGUUUUGGUUCUAACCAUGAACUUUCGUGGUGAACAGUUGUCGUCCGAUGAUGAUAAAUUAAGUUUCAGAGCAUUCAAAGCUCUCGUAAUUGCAAACUGUUCGAUUCCAUCUUAUUUAGGUGAUUUCGAUUCUCCUUUUUACUUGGAUCCAUCCAACAACUCGUUGUCGGGAGUGAUACCAAAGAACCUCACGCACUUACCUUGCCUCAGUUUCCAGGAAAUAUCACUGGAAGAGGGUUCACCGGAUUUCCCGUUUUUCCGGCGACCCAACAUCAGUAACAGAGCAGUCGUGUUGCAGUAUAAUCAGAUUAUGAGCUUCCCGCCUCUUCUUGAUCUCAGUAACAACCACUUCAUCGGCUCCAUCUGGCCGGAAUUUGGGAACUUGAAAAGCAAAGGCGCAAUUGCAGGUAUGGCAAUCGGAAUCAGAAUCGGGACAUUAUUCAUUCUUCUACUCAUGUUCUUGAUCGUCUUUCGCGCACCAACCAGACAAGAAGUCGAUCCAGAAAAAGAUGAUGAAACCGAUAGCAACAAAGAAGAACAUGAAUCAAAACUAGUAGUUCUUUUCCAGAAAUCAAACGAAAACAACACAGAUCUUUCCCUCAACGAUCUUUUGAAAUCAACCAACAAUUUCAAGAAUGGAUUGGAAUCCAAUUUGGUGUAA
Molecule: messenger RNA, 1095 nt
Organism: Lactuca sativa (garden lettuce)
Lineage: Eukaryota; Viridiplantae; Streptophyta; Magnoliopsida; Asterales; Asteraceae
Source: RefSeq, a predicted model, not a curated record